AUGAAUCUAUCGCAGCUCCAAUUGCUGCGAGUUUCAGUUUCAAUCUUCCUUGCUCUGUUUCUUCUUUCCCCUGCCCCUCUCGUUGACUCCGCUGACAAUGACUUCUACCCGGAGGAGCGAGACGCGCUCCUGCAGAUCAGGGACUCGCUUCCCUCGACGGCGAAUCUCCACGCGCUGUGGACGGGGCCGCCUUGCCGCCGGAGUUCCAGCCGAUGGCCGGGCAUCGCCUGCGAUAACGGCCACGUGGUCCACCUGGUGCUUCAGGGGAUCAACCUGACGGGAAACCUUCCGACCCAGUUCCUGCAGAACAUCACAUUCCUGACCAAAGUCAGCUUCGUCAACAAUUCCCUCCGUGGGCCGCUUCCUAAUCUAACUAGCCUCGUCAGGAUGGAGCAAGUCUCCCUGUCAUUCAACUGGUUCACCGGUUCGAUCCCGCCAGAGUAUGCUGCCCUGCCCAAUUUGAAAAUCCUGGAGCUGGAGAGCAAUUCUCUGCAGGGGACGAUCCCGGGUUUUAAUCAGUCUGGGUUGAUCCGAUUCAAUGUGUCGUACAAUCUGAUAGGAGGUCGGAUCCCUCAAACGGCGGCUCUGGAGAGGUUUCCCCGUAGCUCCUUCGACCACAACUCGCAGGAUCUCUGCGGCCCACCGUUGGACUCCUGCCCUGUUCCGCCCCCGCCCCCGUCGCCUCUGCAUCCGCCUCCGCCUCCACCGCCGAGUCCGACUCCGUGGCGGAAAAGGAAAAUUGGAGUUAAUCUAUGGGUAAUUGCAGUGAUCGCUCUUGGAGGUGCAUUAUUGCCCCUAUUCAUCAUCAUACUCUGCCUCCUCCGUUGCCGGAAGCAGGGGAAGGGGACCCAAACUCCCGAAGGUAAUAAAAAAGUUCAUUUCUUGCAAUUGAAUUGGAUUAAUUGGUUGAAUUGGAGUAAUGGGUUUUUUCCAACAGGCCGAAGCUACAUGGAGUGGUCGGAGAAGAGGAAGGGUUACUCAGGGAGCGGUACGGACCCAGAGAGAACAGUGGAAUUGGACUUCUUCGUCGAAGACAUUCCUGCCUUCGAUCUUGAAGAGCUGCUGAGAGCCUCGGCUGAAGUCCUGGGGAAGGGCAAGAACGGAAGUACAUACAAGGCAACCCUUGAAUCAGGAGCGGUCGUCGCCGUUAAGCGCCUCAGGAAAGUGAGCGUCUUGUCUCAGAAAGAAUUCGUCCAGCAGAUGCAGCUCCUCGGAAACCUGAAGCACCACAACCUGGCACAGCUCGUCUCCUUCUACUACUCCCCUGACCAAAAGCUCAUCAUCUACGAGUACAUCCAUGGCGACAACCUCUUCGAAAUGCUACACGAUAACAGAGGAAUUGGAAGAAUGACAUUGGAUUGGACAGCGAGGGUGUCAAUAAUCAAAGCCAUAGCCAAGGGUUUGACGUUUCUCCACACCGCUUUACCUUCCCACAGGGCGCCUCACGGCAACCUCAAAUCCUCCAACGUCCAUGUUCACAGGGAAGGUCUGAACUACUACUGCAAGCUCACCGAUUACGGCCUGCUGCCGCUACUUCAGUCGCAGAAGGUGUCGGAGAGGCUGGCUGUAGGGCGGUCGCCCGAGUACUGUCAGGGGAAGCGGCUGACGCACAAGGCUGACGUGUACUGCUUCGGAAUCCUGCUCCUGGAGGUCAUCACGGGGAAGAUCCCCGACGACAGGCCGUCGACGACGACGAGGCUGGAUGACCUGUCAGGGUGGGUCAGGUCGGCGGUGAACAGUGACUGGUCGACGGACAUAUUGGAUAUAGAGAUUAUGCAGUCGAGGGAAGGUCACGGCGAGAUGUUUCAGUUUACUGACUUGGCGCUGGAGUGUACUUCUGGGCCGCCGGAGAAGCGGCCAAAGAUGAGCGAGGUGGUGAGAAGGAUUGAGGAGAUUGAGCAGAGAAAGAGAUAA
Messenger RNA from Linum tenue, 1914 nucleotides. Lineage: Eukaryota; Viridiplantae; Streptophyta; Magnoliopsida; Malpighiales; Linaceae. The record is from the annotation of a GenBank genome assembly.